AUGUGCUGCCGCGCCAGCCGCACACAAAAAAGCAGAGCGAGAAACGCUGCCGGACCGGCAUUCUCACCCACACCCUCGCGUGGCCGUGCGCCCGCAACAACGGCGCGAGAGGCCCAAGGCAACCCAGCAGGGCAUCGACGGGCCAGCAACCCGCCCUCCGUGAGGGGGCAAAAGGCGCGCGGGUUCGCGCGGCCGGAGGGAGUCCGGGCCGCGCUCCGUCCCGCCAGAGCCGACCGGACAGACGGCGCCUUGUGCCUCGCCGCCCUCCCGGCGCCCAACCAAAGGGCGCAUUGCACCCGCCGACGCGGCAGCGCCACUCACGGCGCAAGCGCCAAAGCCACGGCGCAGCGGGUGGGCCUCAUGCGCCGACACAAGCACAUGAAAAAAUAG
Molecule: messenger RNA, 390 nt
Organism: Trypanosoma conorhini
Lineage: Eukaryota; Euglenozoa; Kinetoplastea; Trypanosomatida; Trypanosomatidae
Exons: 1
Coding region: 1-390 (129 amino acids)
Source: RefSeq, a predicted model, not a curated record